Punica granatum (pomegranate) is the source of this 1124-nucleotide messenger RNA. Lineage: Eukaryota; Viridiplantae; Streptophyta; Magnoliopsida; Myrtales; Lythraceae. The record is from RefSeq and is a predicted model, not a curated record.
UCGGGCCAACCAAUUCAAGUGCCUUUCCACUAAUAAUUUCGUUAUUUUAUAUGUCUCAGCUCGAGUGAGCUGACACAGUGAAGCGGAACGUCCAGUUGGUUCUCUGCCGGAUCGAUCGAUCGAUCAUUCUCGAAUUCCGCAGGCGAAAGGAAAAAAAAGGGGCGAGCGCGAAGCCAGCUCGGUAGAAGAAGACGACCAUGGCCGCCACCACUCUCACUCUGUCAUCCCCGAACGCGCUCUUCCCCUCCAAGGCGGUUGCCAGAAGCAAGGCGCCCGCUCUCUCUCUGCGGCCAUCGCCGUCUCACGGAUUCAGUAGCUUGAGCUUCAGCCGCAGCUCAUCGUCCUUCAGUUUCAAUCCUCUCAGGGUUUCGAUUGAGCAGAAGGGAAUGGCGAUGAAGAAGAAGCCGGGCAGGGGAGGGGCUGCCGGUGCUGUUUGCUAUGUGGCGGUUCUCAGUCCUCGCAAUCUCCAGUGGGUCUCUGCUGCAUCUACUCUAGUUUUGACGCUUGCUAAGGGGACUGCCAUUCAGAAAUCGUUCCUUGUUCCAUUUUUCGCUAUACAAGCACCUACAAGUAUCAUCUCAUGGAUGAAGAGUGAAUAUGGUGCCUGGGCUGCAUUCUUGGCACUUCUUGUCCGUCUGUUCUUGCAUAUUCCUGGGGAACUGGAGUUGCCAUUCAUGGCAUUGCUACUGGUGAUUGUGGCCCCUCAUCAGGCUAUAGGUUUAAGGGGAACUAAAGAAGGUGCUAUUAUUGCUUUGUUGAUCGCUAUAUAUCUGGCUUUUCAGCACUUUUCGCGAACUGGGUUGCAGAAAGCCUUUGACCAAGGUUCAGUUGUGGCCACAGUAGGCAUCUUUGGCAUCUCAAUUGCGUCCUUCUUAUUCUUGAUCUGAGUGUCAUGUAACACAUAUCGUGCUGUAUCACCACUUGUUGCAAUACAAGUUAAUUAUCGAAUCUUGUGGAAGUAGUAAGGUGUGAAAGUAAGUGUAAGUCGUACAUAUGGAGCUUUCUUUUUCCUGUUUUAUUGGAGGUAUAUCUCGCUGCUUUGACAGAACCAAUGAUGCGGAUAUGUAUAUGUGCAUCUUCAGUGCCUAAUAAUAGUAUAUUUUCACUUUAUUGUUGUCGUUUUG